This is a messenger RNA of Theobroma umbraticum, 2826 nucleotides long. Its product is annotated as berberine bridge enzyme-like 21. The record is from RefSeq and is a predicted model, not a curated record. NCBI's taxonomy places the organism in Eukaryota, Viridiplantae, Streptophyta, Magnoliopsida, Malvales, Malvaceae. Gene Ontology annotation, molecular function: FAD binding; oxidoreductase activity.
UUCUAAGUAAAAUGGUCUCUUUUGAUAGUUGUUGCCAAUUGUCUUUUGAGCAGCCGCAUGCCUUGUAAACGUAUGGACUGUUUCCUUCAAAGCUAGAUUUUUUAUGCCAAUAUGAGUCUUCCACCACCAAGGUUCAAGAGUUGUAAUGGCAUACUAGCUGAUGGAUUAAUAAUACCCACCACUUUCAAAAGGAAAUUUAAAUUGUCUCUUGGGAUAAUGACAAACAUAAAAAUCUCAACCAAAACGUACCAGAAAAGGCUACAAUAGGUCAUUGCAACAAGAAUGAGACUUAGACUGAAAAACUAGCACAGCAGCAAAGUCCACCAUUGACUCCAAGAAUCCUCCAAUUGGCUGCUUCGCAACAAACUCCAAUUUCAUUCCUCCAUUUGCUCGAAGCCUCGAACCUGAUACUUGGCCGAGGCUCUGUAAGAACGUCAGCAAGGUGAUUCUUAGAAUGGCUAUGAACCAGAAUCAUUUCGUUGUCUUGCUACACUUCCGUAGAAAACAUUUCGCUUUUGUUACACGUGUAAUAUCACGGGCUUGCCCUUUUUGUGUAAUAUCACGGGCUUUCCCUUUUUUAAAAACUGUUUACUGCUCCUUUUCGCGGGUGGUUGGGACACAAAGCAGACAGCAAGAGAUAUUAACUCUGCUGGCAAUUUGAUUGAUUACUGCUCCUUUUCUCGGGUGGGUCGAAAUAUAACAAUAUAUAAUGACUCCGUUGACACCUGCCCCAUGCAUUGGCCCCCACAUUAUAGGCCCUAUGAAACAAUGCCUUUGCCGGAUUAACUAGAUUCCUUGUUGUUUGAUUGCUAAUCCGGAAGCGGAUAUCUUAAUGAAACACUUGAUCCUAGUUAUGAAUAAAUUAUUGUAUAAGAGUAGAAAAUUAAGCAACUUCACCCCCGCCGACAAGAAAGCAAUGACGAUGUCUUUGCCUCUUCUUCUUUUAGUUGUCGUCUCCAUCACCAUAUGCUCCUCCGUGGCAGCCUCCGAUUCCGUCUAUGAAUCCUUUAUUCAGUGCCUAACAAGCCAUUCCAACCCAUCAGAUCAUGUCUCCAACAUAGUCUACUCUCAGUCCAGUUCUUCCUACAACUCUGUUUUGCAAGCAUACAUCCGUAAUGCUCGUUUCAAUACUUCUGCCACACCGAAACCGGUGAUUAUAAUCACCCCUUUGCAAGAAUCACAUGUCUCAGCAGCCGUUAUCUGUUCCAAGAAGAUCGGUUUUCAACUCAAAAUUCGAAGCGGCGGCCAUGAUUUUGAGGGCAUAUCUUAUGUAUCUGACAAACCUUUUUUCAUUCUUGACAUGUUCAAUCUACGUUCAAUAUCUGUUAAUAUGGGAGAUGAAUCCGCUUGGGUUGAAGCCGGCGCCACGCUUGGAGAACUUUACUAUAGGAUUUGGGAAAAGAGCAAAGUCCACGGAUUUCCUGCAGGGGUUUGUCCCACUGUCGGCGUUGGCGGUCACAUAAGCGGUGCUGGUUAUGGUAACAUGGUGAGAAAGUAUGGUCUCUCUGUGGAUCAUGUGGUGGAUGCUAAGAUAGUUGAUGUUAACGGUAAGAUUCUUGACAGAAAAGGCAUGGGAGAGGAUCUUUUCUGGGCUAUCAGAGGCGGUGGAGGAGCCAGUUUUGGUGUUAUUUUAUCUUACAAGAUCAAGCUUGUUCCCGUUCCUGAAACUGUUACGGUUUUUAAAGUUGAAAGAACUUUGGAACAGAACGCUACUGAUGUUGUUUACAAGUGGCAAUCUGUUGCUGCAACAACAGAUAACAAUUUGUUCAUGAGGAUGCUUGUGCAGCCAGUUACUUUAAACAAGCAAAAGACAAUCAGAAUUUCGAUUUAUGCACUAUAUUUGGGGGGUGCCGAUGAUCUUGUCUCUUUACUGGCUAAGGAUCUCCCUGAAUUGGGUCUUAAAAAAGAGAACUGUUUGGAGAUGAGUUGGAUUGACUCUGCUCUUUGGUGGGCGAGUUUCAACUACGGAACUUCACCGAAUGUGCUGCUUAGUAGAAACUACCAUGUUAAAUUCAUGAAGAGGAAGUCAGAUUAUGUGCAGACUCCAAUUCCUAAAGAUGGGUUGGAAUGGCUUUGGAAAAGGAUGAUUGAAUUGGCAGAACCCGGGUUGGUUUUCAAUCCAUAUGGAGGGAUAAUGAAUGAAAUCAAGUCUACAGACACCCCAUUUCCUCAUCGAGCCGGAAAUUUGUUUAAGAUCCAGUAUUCAAUAAGCUGGAAGGAGACAGGAAUGGAUGCAGACAGAAAGUACAGAACUCUGGUUAAGAGGCUUCACAGUUACAUGACUGGCUUUGUGUCCAAGAACCCAAGAAGUGCUUAUUUGAACUAUAGGGACCUUGACAUUGGCAUCAGCGAAACUUGGACAUACCAAGAAGGAACGAACAGAGCAUCCCCCCUCGUACAAGUAAGGCAUAGUGCUCUUCUUUAGUUUCGCAAUUGGAAGAUAUUUCCAAUGCAUAAGUUCCUUCAGAUCCAAUUGCCAACAAUCAAUCAAGCUCACACGCUUGAACUUUGCUUUUGCAAAAGUGGUCCUUGCUCUUUUUGCUGUCUUUACUUUGCCUUGUAGUACUGCACCAAAUGGUCACUCACACGGGGUUCGUGGCUACAGGGUCCGAAUCAGGUGAGGGUGAGAGAAGAUUUCUGACGUCCACGCAAGCUAUCAGCACACGGAUAGGACUGCUUUUCUGCUUGCUGGUUCUUUAGGAAUCAGGGGAAGUAGUUAUAGGAUUCGAAAUAUAUUUUCCAUUUGUUCCUUUUGGCUGUUGACAUGAAAAUGAAGCAACUCAUUUACAUGCAAAGUUGAUAAAUGGUAAUCAUUUACAUUCAUCA